Messenger RNA from Botrytis cinerea B05.10, 2424 nucleotides. It is a transcript of the gene Bcfol1, whose product is annotated as Bcfol1. The transcript has 3 exons. The coding region runs from base 197 to 601 and encodes 134 amino acids. Gene Ontology annotation, biological process: tetrahydrofolate biosynthetic process. The record is from RefSeq and is a predicted model, not a curated record. Gene Ontology annotation, cellular component: mitochondrial envelope. Gene Ontology annotation, molecular function: dihydropteroate synthase activity; 2-amino-4-hydroxy-6-hydroxymethyldihydropteridine diphosphokinase activity. Lineage: Eukaryota; Fungi; Ascomycota; Leotiomycetes; Helotiales; Sclerotiniaceae.
CAGGUUGUGAGUUUCUCGGCUCGAGAAUGAAUCAAUGCCAUGUUGAUCACAAUACAUAGUAGUUUUAUAAUGCGCCGUGGUCCGCGAAUACGGCAGCCCGUUUGACCACUAUCAACAAAGCUGCUUCCUUCAAACUUCCAGUUUCUUCAUCUGAACUAACCAUUCAUCUCUCCAAGGAAGAGAAAACACUACACCGAUGAGGGGAUCUCGAUUACCACCCAUGUUGAGACGGAGUGUGAACUUACCACGGCCGUUUGUCAAAACACCCUUCCACGCAAUUUGUAAAGCCAAGAGCUCCGCAUCGGUGACACCUCGACGAACACUUCCAUGGACUCAACAUCCUCUUAAAACCAAUUCGCCUAGUGAAAAUGAUGUGACGAAGCUUUCCAAAACUCAAAGCCAACCUCGACUUGCAUAUAUUGCUUUGGGUAGUAACCUUGGUGAUCGAGUGGGAUGGAUCGAAACGGCUUGCAACAAAAUGUCCCAGAGGGGCAUCAGAGUCAAGAGAACGAGCGGUCUAUGGGAAACCGAACCUAUGUAUGUUCUUGAUCAGGAGAAUUUUCUGAACGGGGCUUGUGAGGUGAGUCUAUUUUCGCAAUGACUUGGUAUCAAUUCAUAACACGUGAUUAUGCGUACUGUUCUUUGCAAGUGGGCAUGUCUACCAACUUUGAAGGGUACUCAUCAAGAUUGUGGUUUUUACGCAACCGCAUUCUUGAAUGUCAAGUUCAAGGUUAGAUGAAGCAGGUAGAAACAACCUUGGAACCGAUUGCUUUAUUAAAUGAGCUCCAAGCCAUCGAAAAUGAGAUGGGCCGAAUGAAGAUUAUUGAUAAAGGCCCAAGAAAUAUUGACCUUGACAUUCUACUUUACGAGAAUGAGGUCGUAGAUCACCCAAGAUUACAGAUACCUCAUCCUGGUAUGGCUGAGCGGGAGUUUGUUCUGAGACCACUGGCAGAGCUUAUUCCUGGACAACCCUUGAAUCCGAAAUCUCCAUGGAAGUUUACCCAGGAUUAUUUAAAUGAAUUGCCGCCAUCCCCAACUCCUUUAUCUACCAUUACUCCAUUGCAUGCAUCCACUGGUUCAUUGCAUGCUCUUAAAAAGAACCGGCAAACCCAUGUAAUGGCAAUUCUGAAUAUGACACCCGACUCUUUCUCCGAUGGGGGCAAAAAUCUCAACGAGAGAAAUUUUCUACGAACCAAAUCCUCACAAUUGAUUGAAGUCGGAGCAACUAUCAUUGAUAUUGGUGGUCAAUCAACCGCACCGGGUGCUCCCGAGGUAUCUUCUGAGGAGGAAAUCAAUCGCGUUUUACCAGCUAUCCAAGAGAUUAGAAAUACUAAAUCACCCAAGACCGUAACAAUUAGUAUCGAUACCUACAGGGCAUCUGUAGCUAGGGCUGCUGUUGAAGCAGGUGCGGAUAUCAUUAAUGAUGUCUCUUCAGGUCAACUUGAUCCUGAAAUGCUACCAACCAUGGCCCAACUCGGAAAAACUGUAUGUCUUAUGCACAUGAGAGGAACGCCGGCAACUAUGAAUACUCUCACAGACUAUGAGCCCGAAGGCCUCAUUCCGACUAUUGCAAAAGAGUUACUAGAACGAGUAGCAGAAGCAGAGGCUGCUGGUAUUCGGCGAUGGCGUAUAAUUCUAGAUCCUGGAAUUGGAUUUGCGAAAACACAAAAUCAGAAUCUUGAAAUACUCCGUCGGAUGGACGAAUUGCGUGAUUGGCCCGGCCUACAAGGCUUGCCAUGGCUAUUAGGGGCCAGUCGAAAAAAGUUUAUUGGUAAAAUCACGGGAGUUGAUAGCCCGAGCGAAAGAGACUGGGGUACUGCGGCGACAGUGACUGCAGCGAUUCAAGGCGGAGCUGACAUCGUGAGAGUACAUUCUGUAGAGAAGUUAGCUAGGGUUGCUAAGAUGUCGGAUGCCAUAUACAGAGUUUGAUUAUAUGUAUAUGUGUCCCCAAAGCUUAAUAUAUUCUCCAAAACAAGAAAGUCAUGGAGUCUAACUUCGGUGCAAUCUGUCGGUUACAUAGGCGAAGAUGCUGCUCGCUCGCCACGAAUUUAUAAUCCUUUUGUUCCAUCUCUUCAAAAUGAGUCUGCCAAACGCCCUUCUCAUAGCCUCCAGAAAAAGAAUCUAUGAUAUUGCUUGUGGCAGUCGAGUUACAUUUGAAAGAUAUAUUCGGAGAGGGAGACGAGGAAAACUACAUACUUGCUUUCAAACUACCACCCACAUCCGAACACGGUUUCCAAGAUUACCACAUCAAUGUCGUACUUCACAUACAGUGGUGGAAUCUUUUUGUUCAUGGACGCAGUGAUUGAUUUUGUUGCGGGUUCCAAGUGUGUUCUCGCCAAAGCCCGAGUUUUUCUACGAUUGACUCCAAACAUUUGUGAUGCAACCAUAUUUUAUGUUCUUGAAAAAUUUGCCGGCAACUUCUCA